AUGGCAGAAAGAAAAAAGUCCCAGGCUGCCGGGGAUGCGCCAGAGAAGAAGAAAGAUGACAAAUCAAAAGUUAGAAUCAAAGAAGAACUUCCACCAGAACUAGAAGAAGAAAUACCGAAGACUCCAUCGCAAAUUGCGCGAGAGGAAGCUGAGUCUCGAGCAAAUCUCCGUAAACAACGUUUUAAGCGGCGAUGGCCAGAGAUAUCGAAAGUCCGAAUAGUGACCAAACCAUGGCAUCCCCCACCCCCACCCCAAAAGAUGCCAAGAAUAAUGAUAGAUUUACCAAAACUGAUAACGCGCAAAUGGGUACCGCCACAUAUGAGAAGAAGACGACGUCGUGGGAAGCUGCCGAGAAUACCACCAGAGGAGAUGACGCAACCCUUAUACGAAUGUACUAAGCUGAAAAAGAUAUGGCAUAACUUCUGUCAAGUGGAAAAGAACAAGAUGAUAUUACAAGGCAGUAUUGGUUGUAAUUCGAAGAAGUAUUCUUCUACUGCGUGUGGUUCUCAAACCGCCUGCAUAGCAGUUAUGUGCAGGGCUCUGCUAGAAGAGAAGACUCCAGCGGAUUUGAUUAAGCGCGACGUAGACGAAUUGAUUGAGGCCGGUGAUAGAUACUACAAGCAGUGUAUGUUAAAUAUGAAAUGUUAUAAGGGAAAGCCACAGUUACAACUCAAUCAACUCCUAACGUCAUUCUUCUUUCACGACAAUAAGUAUACAGUGAAAAUGGUUGAAUUGGAAAAUGGCUUGUUGGCAAAACAUCCGGACAAUAUACAGACAGAACCAGACUUGAUGGCUUUGAUGGAAAAGCGUGUAGGAACAACAUUCAUGAUAAUAUUGUCGGUUGGCGAUCGACAUUUCCUUCUAUGGGGCCACCCCCCGCCACCAGAAUCUGGGAGUCAAGUCAAGACUGUAUGUUAUAUAUUCGAUCCUCAUAUGUUAAAUGAAUUGGGACAACCACAUAAGUUAUUUGGCGCUGGAGCAUUUCUAAGGUAUGCUGGGAUCACGUCUUUUGUGUUGGACUUUUUGGCAAACUACGGAGAUCUGGAGGCGGCCAAGAAAGGCACACCAAAACCCGCCAUCACGAUAACUAGUAUUGAUGUGGUCCAAACAGAACCACUACUGAGAGAACCAAAUUAUGAACUAGACCUCAAAGCCUUGAAGUUUCACUGCAAAAGUGAAUGGGAAAGUGUGAAUAUGAACGCCUUAAUUGAGAAGAAGUUAAAGGAAGGAAAGUACCCGCAUGGUUCUUUAAGUGCAGUAAGUUUGGCGACCUCAAGAGCUACGUCUAGAAAAAAAGUUCAGGACUUUUAUCAGAAGACACCGAAGGAACCUCCCCCUCAACUCCCCGUUCCUCCAGAACGUCCUCCAGGAGGAUAUACUCAGGAACAAAUAAUGCAACUCCGUGGUGAAGAUUUCUUUCUCUAUUGUCCGAAAACCGACGGACAUGCUUAUGGGAGAGACGAUAUGCUCCCACUGCCGAGAUCAGAGACAGUACUGCACAGUAUGGUUGAGAUUGCUGACCAAAAUUAUCAUUCGCAAUACCAGCAAAUGGAUGUCGAUAAGUGGAUCCUGAGGGGCACUAGACAUAUGGCUAGCUAUAGAUAUCAGACGUUUAAAACGUUCACUGGUGUGACGUGUUGCGUCGCCGCGCUGGCGAUGUUGUUGAGACUCAGGGCCAGAGCGUGGAAUGAGGACGUCAUAGAUGAGACACUGGAUUUGGGAUAUAAUUUGUAUAGAGAGUCUUUAGUAGACCGAGGCGGACCGAUAAGGAGAUUAGUUUUGGGAGAAAUAAAAGAUACGUUCAGGAUAAGAGAUAAAGAAUAUAUUCACAAGGAUCGCUUAAUAGCCGUUUGGGGUAAAUUAAUAUCUUCAAACCCAAAAGUGUUCGAUCUUUGUCGUGGGAUUGAGACUUUCUUCAAGGAAUCUGAUGGUGGAAUACUACAGAUACCUGGUGUAAUAGAAGUGGCUAUAUGGCAGGAAGGUGACAGAUAUUACGUGUACCAUCCGUGGCCGGCGGACGGAUAUGGGUAUAAAGUCGGUCUCCAAGAAGGAGGUAAAGCCUGCCUUCUGUACUUUAGACGAGUUUCACGACUUUGCGAGCAUUUCUUGGACAGUGUGUCGGAUUUAAAAAGAAAACCCUUCAGCAUAUCAGACGUGUAUGUGAAGGAGAUUGGCAAUAUGCCUGAGCCUGUGAAUAACUUAAAACCGGUAGCUCCCAACCGUUGGAUAGUCCGCGGCAGGUUCCACGAAGCCGACGCGCGCUUCCCCGCGGAGCACCGCGGCAAGCAAGCGACGCCCGCCUCCAUAGCGGCCAUAGCCAUGGCCCACGUGGUGGAGCCCUCCACCUGGACACCUGAUGAUAUAGAUGAAACUCUUGUUCGAGGCGACAUUCUGUAUCAAAACACAAUGGAACACCUCGAACGACUGGGCAUAUCCCUGGAGACACCCAUGGGUGUUGAAGAAGGUGAGGAAGAAGAGAAGAGCGCGUCUGGUACCCUGGCUGCAGCAGACGUGCUGAACAGGUUCAGGGUCUCGGAGUAUGACUGUAUCGAAACUGAUGUUAUGGAUAGCGCGUAUAGUGGACAACUCAAUCCAGAACAUGGUAGUGGGGUUCUAUCCCUGAAGGAUUCUUUGAGGUGUUUGUUCAAAGAACACUCGCACGCGGUGGUGACCGCUCGAGGAGGAUCUAUGGCAAUAUGGCGACACGAUAACAACUUUUAUUUCUUCGACCCCCAUGGAUGUGAUGAAUAUGGUCAUCCAUCGGACGAGCCCCAAGCGGCGGCCUGCCUCGUCAGGAUCGAGGGGAGCGUGAAGGACCUCGCUGAUGUCAUCCUCGGGAACCUCUCCCCCGGUGCAGACGACAGCUUCAACAUAUCGCCAGUCCUGGUGUACGCCAGCAAACUGAACUCCGCGGUGGGAGCUCCUGAGACCAAAUUGGAGAGUAAAGCAUUCGAGUGGAUAUCCAAAGGCACGGCGGCCGUGAUGCCGGGGCCGCGGGGGGAGAACACGGCCAUCGGUAAAGCUGCUCGAAAAGCUGGGAUUGGUGAAGAAGAUAUGGCAGGUCGAACUCUAGCCCUGCCGGCCGCCGCAGCCUUCGCCGCGGCCACUGAGUCAGUGCCACCUCCUCAUAUGCAUCAAGACCACAUGUAUAACUUCCUAGACGCUGGAGCGGAUUAUUAUUUGAAUCACGUAAAGAAGACUGGGCGUAAAGAAAUACAGCCAGAAGAUUUAACGGAGAAGUUUGAAAUGGGCGCCAACACGUUCUCCAUAGAACUUGGUGAUCCCAUAAGAUUGCCGUUGAGACUGCCAGAUGAACCUGCGGGGGAGGGUGGAGAAGAAGAAACUGCUGAAAAAGAAGAACUCGGUGAAGAAGAAGAGGAAGAGAAGGAACUGCCAAUGAAACAAAUCAAAGACGCUCUAUACAAGCAAUGGCACGAUCAAAUAAAGCCGACAUCAGUAUGGCUGCUGGUGGGGGACUACCACCGGCUGGGGCUGUGGGUGAGUGCAGGGGGGGCGCUGGUGGCCUUCGACCCCGCGCCCGCGCUGCGGCGGGGGACGCUGACCGCUCAGAGGAUAAAGAAGGGUGAUGAACUUCGCAUCCAACGUAUGAAAGAUGAGAUGGCCGGUGAGGGCGGUGGUGGUGAUGAGGAAGAAGAGGAAGAGGAGGCUGGUGCUGAGGGUGAAGAGAAGCCGGAACCGGAACCGGACUUUGUGCCGCCGGAGUCUACGCCCACUUUGAUGGUGUUUGCGAGCCCUGGAGAGUUUAUAGAUAAGCUCACCCUUCAAGGCGGUCUCGAUAGAAAGCAGUGUCUCGCGCCAUACACACUGUACCCGGUGAAAGUGACGAAUGAAUUGACGUCAGUAUUGAAGGAGAGGAGAGGAGCAGCUACCAAAAGUGGUGUAGAUGAAGCUGCCGAUGAAGAAGAGGGUGACACUCUGAUAGAGGCGUUGGACGAGGCGGCCGUCGGGCGGCACUUCACGCGCGUGUCGCGCGCGGUGGCGGCGCUGCGCGGGAGGCUCGCGCAGAACGAGAGCUAUUUCUUGGACCGACCUAACAGAGAUCAUCAGGACGCAGCAAACGCAAUAAUGGGUAUAGUCGUAGAACACAUAGAGCCUUAUACGUUUUGGAAACCGCAACUUUUGGACGCCAUACUGAAGUAUGGGGACAGACUGUACACUCUGUCGCUGCCGAGGGCGGAGGCGCCGCCCAGAUUGUGUCCUUCGGAAAUACAAAGAGAGUUUCAUGUUACCAGUUUUAAUGUGAAAUUGGAAAUAGAAAGCAACGUAGUGACAGGUGACAUAAAGGCCGGUGAAACUGGUUCGGUGCUCAGUCUGAGGAGAGGAAUUUUGAAGUUCUUUGAAUCGUACAAGUACGGCGUGCUGUGCGCGAAGGACUACUGCGUGGGCGUGUGGCGCGCGGCGGACGCGCGCGCGCUGUGCGCGUGGGAGCCGCACGCGGCGGGGCCGGCGGGCGCCGCGGCCGGCGCCGGCGCCGCCGUGCUCGUCGUCGUCACCACCGCCGACAUACUGGCUGAUACCUUCAGGAGUAGCUUGGACAAGUUGGGAAGACUUGGGUCUAACAAAUUCUGCAUAUCAGCCGUGAAGGUGGUUUGGGAACUGUCCAAGCCUCCAGCAGCCGUCGCUCCCAAGGCGGCCGUCCCCGACGACGGGUACGAGUGCAAGGUGCUAACAGCGUACGUUGAGAUGGCACGAGGAAGGACUAUACUCAGAGGUUCGAGACCACCGGAUUUGGUCAAAUUUACCCGCGAUGCUCUUCUCCAAUCGUCCUGCGGCGCCAUAGUGGGUCUCUGCAUGUCUCACAUAAGAAAGCCACAUUUAUGGACAAGGAACACCGUAGAUGAGAUCAUGGCGAUUGCUUCCCAACUCUUCUCAGCUUCUCUCGGCUCUUUGGGGUACGAGUUCAGACCUGGUGAAGAUGAACUAUUGCCUCUACAGGUUUUGAAGAGGUUCGUGUUGGGCGUGAACUACGUACGAUACGACUUGCAGCAAGUGUACUCCGGCAAGCUCGAGCAAAAGGAGCCCACUGAGAUGACCGUCAGAUGUGCUCUAGAGCGUUUCUUCACCCACCAUUCCCACGGGAUCCUCUGGUCGGCGCCACACGCAGUGGCGGUGUGGCGGGUGGGAUCCCCGCCCUUCUACAUGCUGGAGCCUCACGCGUGUGGUCCCACGGGAUUGAGGAUCGAUGCUCAGGACGACGGCGCCCCGUGCGUUAUGACCUUCACAUCGCCGAAGUUAAUGGCUUUUGCAUAUCUCCAAAACAUACCAGUGACAGAGAGACCGAAGCACGAAUUUCGUCUAUACGCGAUGUCAGUUACCGUGCAGCCUAUAAAGAAGUUGGGCGGAGUUGAGCCCCCACUGGUGCGGGCACCGCCGGGAGUCAAACUUGUGCCUGCUACCAGUAAAGUGGCUGUAGACGGUAAGAAGAGACGAGCAUCAGAAGGUGACAGGAAACACCCGCCCGGUAGCGCUACGUGUGUAGACGCUCUUAGAGCUGCCGAGGUAAAAGAUAAAGAAGAGGGCAAAUUAAAAGGGCGAAGGAACACGAGCGGGUGGUUGGUCCUCCGCGACGGCGCGCAGUUCCUCUCCGCGCGACACUCCAUGUGCUGCGGGAAGUUCCCCUUCGCGUCCAGAGGGAAUCAGGCACUGGCAUGUUCAAUCAUGGCGGUCGCGAUGUCCCGAGUGGAGGACGUGUGCCGCUGGUGCUCCACCACCCUGGACCAGGUCCUAGAGAGCGGAGACCAGCUCUACCAGGACAGCUACCUCCAUUAUAGGCCUGGUGGGAAGAUACUUGGUAUUGAACAGAUUUUGCGCAAAUUCUACACGCCGGGCAACUGCGUAUGCCGCGUGGUGGUGUACCGCGCGCGGCACCGCGGCGCUGUCGGCGGCGACUUGCUGCAGCAGGUGUCUGAAUUUUUCCGCGAAGAACGUUGCGGCGUGUUGGUCGCGGGCCGCGGUGACUUCGCUGUCGCCUUGUUUAGGACGCCGAGAGGUUAUUACAUGUUCGACCCCGGCGACCGCGACGGCCGCGGGCGCGCGCUCGCCGCCGCGUGCAGGGGCCGCGCCAGGGCUUGCCUCUCACAAUACCCUAAUGUAAAACUCUUAGUGGAAACACUAGGUUCAAACAUUCCGCCGGUGAUCGAAGAGACUACAAACGAUGACUCCAAAGACAAAGAGGUCACUGUUAUAGCAGAUAAAUCUAAUGCAAGCAAGGAGGCAAGCAAUGGGAAGGAAGAGGAGAAAGAGGUACAUUUCGAAGAACCUGCAACAUUCGCCAUAUACGGGAUGGACGUUACAAGCUUACGAAGACUUAACCGACAUGAAAGA
Molecule: messenger RNA, 6345 nt
Organism: Brenthis ino (lesser marbled fritillary)
Lineage: Eukaryota; Metazoa; Arthropoda; Insecta; Lepidoptera; Nymphalidae
Source: the annotation of a GenBank genome assembly